GUGAGAAAGACAUAUACCAAAUGUAGGUUCAUAUCAACAUAACAGAGUUUCUGCAUAAUUUACCUUCUUUUUUUUUCUGUCCUCCCCAAGAUGGAUCUUUCUUCGACCAAAAAAAGAGCAAUGCCAAUUGGAAACAACUAGAGCUUCGCAUCAAUCAUGGUUAAUAACAGGUUUAUGACUCAUUCGGUACAAAAAAAAGAAGAAAAUAACUUACGUGGUCGGUUUAGGUUGGUGAAGUAAAAAGCGUGCGGUCCGUAAUCCACUGUCCAGUUUCCACCUAGUGAAGUCUAGAACAGAAUCCCGAAUAGUACGACGCUGUUUGUUCCACGAACCCGAUUCAAAUGCUCCUGUAGUUGUAGCUUCUAUAUAACGCUUCCUUUGAAUGCGAAUAAAUUCCAACAUCAAGUAGCGCAAAUCGCCACAUGGUAGUAAAGUUAGCGUAGCACGCAAGUAACUCCCUUCCGUAAUUAACAUAAACACAGAAUCCAAGAGGUAUUGCAACUGGAAUUCCAUGGCGACGAGUGGGUCAGAGACAAAGCAAGUGAUGGUGAUUGGAAUCGACGACAGUGAUUUCAGCACGUACGCUCUCCAAUGGACUCUGGAUCACUUGCUAUCCCCUGCAAAUGUUCCUAAGUUCAAGAUUUUUCUUGUUUAUGCCAAGCCUUCUGUUGCCUCUGCUGUCGGUUUUGUUGGCCCUGGAGCCGCUGAGGUGUUACCUGUUGUUGAGGCCGAUUUGAGAAAAACAGCUGCCAAAAUCACUGAACGUGCUACAGAACUAUGCAAGAAGAAAUCCGUAAAUGACGUAGCAGUGGAAGUGCUAGAAGGUGAUCCUAGAAAUGUUCUUUGCGAGGCAGUGGAAAAGCACCAAGCUUCAAUGUUGGUUGUGGGUAGUCAUGGUUAUGGGACUUUAAAAAGAGCGGUUUUAGGUAGUGUAAGUGACUAUUGUGCUCAUCAUGCUCACUGCACUGUCAUGAUCGUGAAGAAACCAAAGCACAAACACUGAUCUCAAUCGUUGGCUCCGAUUAAAUAGCAGUGCACAUAAAUCUUUUCAGCAACAGGGAAAAUAAAUGUUCUUAAGAAUUCAUAAUAUUGUUUUCUGCAUGCCUAGCUGACUUUGUGGUUUAAGGUUCAUUUACUUUUUUAUUUUCAAAGUUACAACCCACAAAUAAUGUAUGUAAGCACAAUACUUUUUCCUUCACGGCCACUGGUGGUGCUUGGUUUAUUUUGUUCAAGAGCAAUUUAUUUAAAUAAAUGUCACUGUUGUGUGUGUAUAACUCAUGAAAGUUGUGAAUUUGUCGCAUUAAAUUGACUUGUUUUUUUUU
Glycine soja is the source of this 1322-nucleotide messenger RNA. Its product is annotated as universal stress protein A-like protein. NCBI's taxonomy places the organism in Eukaryota, Viridiplantae, Streptophyta, Magnoliopsida, Fabales, Fabaceae. The transcript is spliced from 4 exons. The coding region runs from base 512 to 1003 and encodes 163 amino acids. The record is from RefSeq and is a predicted model, not a curated record.